AUGAUUCUUGGCUAGAAGAACCACGAGCUUAAUUAACCUUUGCUUUCAUUUUCUUUUUCAAACUCAGAAAAGAAAAAUGAAACUUAAAAUGAUGUGAUUGCAAGAUUCUUUUCAAAAUACUACUUAUACACAGCGAUGAUAGUUGGAGUGUGUUACGGGUCUUACAAUUUCUUAUUAUAUCUUGCAGUUGGCUAGACAUUUGAACUCAGAAUAGUCUUUCUAAAUUAAAUGGCAAACUUGACAUUUUUCCUUUCCUUCUAAAGUAUCAGUGCUAUAAUAAAUAAAAAGCGAAACGGUAGCUUUUGGUUAAAGCAAACUUCUUGUUACUAUGACGAAGAAGGAAAGUAUGACUGGAGAGUUUUAACUAUUGUAACUGGUAGAUCGAUUUCUCAAAUAGUGUCUAUCACCUUGCUCUAUUUCACUCUGGAGGCCUCGUUAAAAUCUGGAGUCAAUAAUUCCAUCAUACUUUCAAUAUAUGGAGCAGCAUCAAUCUUCACAGCAAUAGCUUUUUACUUUAUUUUUAAUGAGAAACUUGGAGUAAGACAUAUUGUAGGAAUUAUGCUAAUGACAUUUAGCUUGAUACUAAUAGCCAGCGGUAAAUAUUAAGUCAAUGAGCAGGUAUAAUUGAGAACUGGUAUAACAGAAGAAACAAAGCUUAGUGUUUUUGUCCCUAUAGUCUUAGCUAUUUUAAAUUGCUUUGCUUUUGUGGCAGGAAGUUACUACUCCAGAUAAAUGAAAACUACAAAGCUCUCGAUAUUUUAAUAUACAGCUGAUUCAGCUGCAUUUAUUUCAAUACUAUUCUCAAUUCUCGCCUUAGUAUAUCAUUUUAACUACAAGCCCUACACAUCUGAAUAGUUUAAGCUGGUAGCAUUAAGCUCUUGUUGUCAAGUGAUUGGCUAAAUAUUUUUUGUAGGUUCAGGUGCUUAUGGUAAUGGUGGGUUAGUUUAAGCUAUGAUUUAAGUUUCAGCCCCCUACCAAAUGCUAUUGGAAAUAUUUGUAUUAAAUUAGUACCCUACUUUAAUGGGAGUUGCUGGAAUGGGCUGCUGUAUUGGAGCUACAGUCUAUAUUAUUCUCAGUAAUAAAUGA
Molecule: messenger RNA, 1086 nt
Organism: Stylonychia lemnae
Lineage: Eukaryota; Ciliophora; Spirotrichea; Sporadotrichida; Oxytrichidae
Source: the annotation of a GenBank genome assembly